AUGAAUUCAGAAGCUGGGAAAAUCGUGAAGGAUGUCCCUCCUCUACCGAUGAGACAAGUAAUCGAGAAAACAGUGGCCUAUGUGCGUAAAAAUGGGGCAUCCUUUGAAGACAAAUUGAGGCAGAAUGAUGCCAAUGGCCAGUUUGCAUUUCUCUCGCCUGAACAUCAAUAUAACUCGUACUACAUCGAAAGCUUGAAGGCUUCCACCGAAGGCAAACCUGCCCAAAAUGGAAUUCUGCUAUCGACGGACAAAAGCAAACCAGAGAAUACCAAACAACCGGACGAGCUCUUGUUCUUGACAACACUUCCUCCAAUAUCCAACCACGACUUGGAGGUCAUCAAGGCUACCGCGAUUUAUGUAGCUUGUAAUUUGCCCAAGAACCAGGAUGCGUUUCACAAGUUUAUGGAGCGGAAGGGAAGACGAAAUCAGUUUGCUUUCAUGAAUAAAUCGCAUACUUUGCACGGUCUUUUUCAGACCUACGUGCAUCAGUAUCGGGCUAUUAUCGACAAGCAGCAGGGCUCCUCAGACUCUAAGCUGACAAAGUUGAUUGACUCAUACCUUGCCACGGAUAAAAUGAACUUUUUCCGCAAAGCAUAUGAACGGGCAGCAUUUGAGAAACGGCACAAAAUCAGAGAGAAGAAUAAAGAACAAGACAUCAAGGCCCGGCAGGUCCACUACGCCUCUAUUGACUGGCAGGACUUUUCUUUUGUGUCGAAAGUGAAUUUUGAUGCCAUUGACGAAGUUUCUGAAUUGCCUGUGCCCAUGCUGAGAGAGAGUAUAAUCUAUAGAUCUCUUGAGACAAAGGCGAAAGAUCUAGAGUUCACAGUGAGUCCAGCAGUACAGACACCGCCUGGAAGUGAGAUGUUCAAAAAGACAGAAAAAACUGAAACGCAAAGCAAAGACGAGGGCAAUCAACCCCCUCCACCAGCCACUGUGCCCAAGGGAAUGAAGAUCAAGGCAGCCGGCGAAUCCCGGCUCAAACGAAAAGCCAUGGAGCAGGAAGCGACACGCUCGGAUGAUAUUCUAUGCCCCAUCACUGGCACCCUUGUGCCCCAAAACGAAUUUGACUUGCAUUUGAAAACGCUUCUCCGAGACCCCCGGUACAAGGAGCAGCAGGACAACUUCAUGCGCAAAAACUUUACCUAUGAGUCUAACCUCACUACGGACCAAGUUUACGAUAACAUCAAGCGACUUGUUGGGAAACGCAAGCAGUCAGAGGAGGAGGAACAAGCGGUCGAUUCAAAGCGCAUUAAUAUGGGUGUAUAA
Molecule: messenger RNA, 1266 nt
Organism: Metschnikowia bicuspidata var. bicuspidata NRRL YB-4993
Lineage: Eukaryota; Fungi; Ascomycota; Pichiomycetes; Serinales; Metschnikowiaceae
Exons: 1
Coding region: 1-1266 (421 amino acids)
Biological process (GO): mRNA cis splicing, via spliceosome; regulation of alternative mRNA splicing, via spliceosome
Cellular component (GO): U2 snRNP; U2-type prespliceosome; catalytic step 2 spliceosome
Molecular function (GO): RNA binding
Source: RefSeq, a predicted model, not a curated record